CUCCGCCUCCUCCAGUUCGCCCUCGGCCUCGCUAUCGUCGGUCUCUACGGACAGGAUCUCUCGGGUACUUCGUCGAACAAGGGAAUCGACGGACGGUGGCUGUACGCUGUUGUCGUUGGUGUUUUGUCUUCGCUUACGGCAUUGCUGUACUUGAUUCAUCUGGGUAUUACGAAGAAGAAGAAGACGACGCCGUUUUAUUGUGCUGAGAAUGGGGUUGUUGGGAUUUGUCUGUUUGCGUGGGAGGGGGUGGUGUGUUUGCUGUGGUUGGUUUGUUUUGGGAUUUUUGGGAAGGUGUUUUUGGCCACGGGGCAUCAUGCUGAGGGGUAUGAGGGGAAGAUGUGGAGGGCUGUUUGGGUGGAUUUGGUUUGUUGGGGGGUUUGGGGGGUUAGUAUGGUUUGGUUUGGGGUGAGGUGGUGGAAGGCUAGG
This is a messenger RNA of Aspergillus glaucus CBS 516.65, 426 nucleotides long. RefSeq lists its product as uncharacterized. NCBI's taxonomy places the organism in Eukaryota, Fungi, Ascomycota, Eurotiomycetes, Eurotiales, Aspergillaceae. The record is from RefSeq and is a predicted model, not a curated record. The annotation marks the transcript as partial. The transcript has a single exon.